AUGAGAGCCGUUGGCUCGUCCAUAUCCAUGAACAAACACGUACACCCUGAAAAUGGCACUCAAACACACCCCGAAAUGGCAUUAUCUUUGAUUUUAGAGAGAAAUAUUCUAUUUCAGGAGAAAAGCGAGAUUCCUUGUCAGCGUGCCCUCGACCAUCGGAUCGACGUUCUAUCACUUUUCGCCUUUACAUUUGAAGCCAGUUCUUCUCCCGGUUUUAUUCGAGAGAAGAGUAUUGUGGUCGGGUUUGAACCACUCACCACCAGAACUGAGCCCGGCUAUCACCAGCGGUAUUGGCUUGUCGCCCAGGCCAGGCUUGUUGACACCUCGGCCACCUUUCUUGCUUUCUCACCCAUCCUCGUCUCAUUUCUCCUACAUACUUUACUGGCUAUUUCUUAUUCGACUCUACACCCUACAAACUCAAAGAAUUAUCCGACUCCCGUCGCGGCCCCUACGACGAGAAACGGAGCUCCAACGGUGAAGAGCAGCAUCUUUCACGAUGCAGUACUGGUGGUCAACGAAAAGAUUGGCGAGGUGUACACCAGGGCGAAGCCGAGUAGCAGCUCGAGUCGACGGACGUGGUGGUACCGCGUCGCAGCCUACAUUGUCGUCGCGUGUCUAAUCCUCAUCGCUAUCAUCGUUGGAGCGGUCGUCGGCUCCCGAAAAGGUGAUUCGGAUGGCGGCACAGGGAGUACAGGGAGCGGAGGGGGGAACGGAGGGGGUAAUAAUGGAUCAGGAGAAGGACCAUCGUUCCCGACUGACUCUAGAUUGCACAAGUCGUUUUGGGGGAUUGCCUAUACACCUCGAGGGGCUAUCGAUUGUACCGCAGACCAAGAUCAUAUAAAGAAGGAUAUCAUGCAGCUCAGUCAAUUGACCACCAGGCUGAGGUUGUAUGCUGCUGAUUGGUUCGUCCUAUUCCUGUUUAUCGCUAACCAAGCUCAACUUUGUCAUCCCACUCACUUCCAGAACGCAUCUUACCUUUCUCUAGACGUACAUCCAGAUGUCCCUUCUUAUACCUCUCAAGUUGCUCUAUUGGACUUUGCCUUGCUCACUUAUGGAACUUCUCGGAUAGCUGGAAUCACCGUGGGGAACGAAUACGUCUUGAACGCCCCAUCCAGGGGCGACUCGAUACCCAACGCAGUCAACUGGGUGAAUUCUAGGAUCAUAGACUACAAAGCACACUUGCGGGACCUGACCGCAUCGCCCGCCCAGUACUCUUCAAGUUUAUCCUCUCUUACCAUUUCGACACCCACAGCCUUACCGACCACCGCCCUCGCCGCGCGCUCAGCAGCACCUUACAUCUCUCCAUUCAACACCCUCACCCGCCGCGCACUCUCCCCCUCCGAGAUGAACUUUACCUCCAUCCCAGUAGGCACCUCCGACGCCGCCGGUACAUUCCUCGACGGCCUCGUCACGACCGCCGACUACUUAUUCGUCAAUAUCCACCCUUGGUUCAGCCAAAACACGUUCGCACAAGCGGGCUGGUUUAGUUGGAGCUAUAUGAGGGAUAUCGUGGUGCCGAUGGUGAACGCGACGUGGCCUGCAAAUCCGAGUAAUAGUAAUGGUGAUGGGGUGCCUAAACAGCUGUUUCAGGGUGAGUUUGGGUGGCCGACGGGCACGGAUAGUGCACCGCUUGGGAUCAAUCCUGCGGGGAGUCCGGCUGGAUUGGAAGGGUUGCAAAAGACUUUGGAUGACUGGGUGUGUGCGGCGAAUCGGAAUGGGACACAGUACUUUUGGUUUGAAGCGUACGACGAGCCGUGGAAGGCCAUGUAUGGAGGAGUAGAGCAACAUUGGGGUUUAUUCGACUAUGAUGGAAAUCUCAAGGACAUUACGAUACCAGAUUGUGGAGAUUCGUAA
Molecule: messenger RNA, 1854 nt
Organism: Acaulospora colombiana
Lineage: Eukaryota; Fungi; Glomeromycota; Glomeromycetes; Diversisporales; Acaulosporaceae
Source: the annotation of a GenBank genome assembly